AUGACGGCGGCGAGGACAGGGCGAGACUCCGACAGCCCGGGCGUAGCGCGCGAGUCCCGGGGUGCUUCACCGGGCGGGGGGCGUGCGAGCGACGGGAGCGACGGAGCCGUGCAGGGCGCCCCCUAUGCGCACGACUCCCGCGGAGCUCCGGACCCGUCUGCUCUUUCCUUCCCGCGGGCGGCCCGCGUCUUGGCCCUCCGGAAAUGUGUGGACACAUACAAGUACGUUUUCAUCUUCUCUGUGGCCAACAUGAGGAACAGCAAGCUGAAGGACAUCCGGAACGCCUGGAAGCACAGCCGGAUGUUCUUUGGGAAAAACAAAGUGAUGAUGGUAGCCUUGGGUCGAAGCCCAUCUGAUGAGUAUAAAGACAACCUGCACCAGGUCAGCAAGAAGCUGAGGGGUGAAGUUGGUCUCCUUUUCACCAACCGCGCUAAGGAAGAGGUGAAUGAGUGGUUCACCAAAUAUACAGAAAUGGACUUCGCCCGAGCUGGUAACAAAGCAACUUUGACAGUGAGCCUGGAUCCAGGGCCCCUGGAGCAGUUUCCCCACUCCAUGGAGCCACAGCUGAGGCAGCUGGGCCUGCCCACUGCCCUCAAGAGAGGUGUGGUGACCCUGUUGUCUGACUACGAGGUGUGCAAGAAGGGCGACGUGCUGACCCCAGAGCAGGCCCGUGUCCUGAAGCUUUUUGGGUAUGAGAUGGCUGAGUUCAAGGUGACCAUCAAAUACAUGUGGGAUGCACAGUCGGGAAGGUUCCAACAGAUGGGAGAUGACUUGCCAGAGAGCGCGUCUGAGUCGGCGGAAGAAUCAGAGGAUGACGACGAUGACUGACAGCCUUCCUGCACCUUCUGCAUUUCAACUGGACCUCGCAGGACAGCAGCCACCCCUCACCGCACGGAGCAGCUGUUUAUCUUGUCGGUGGAGACAAGGGAGGGCGAAAGGCACUGACUGUUUCUAUGAAGAAUAAAGCUUUGUCUGCAGGGUAUCUCCCUGUAGACAGCAAAGGGGACUUUUCUUAGAAAAAGGGCCUUUGGGUUUGUCUUCUGUUUGGAUUCCCAGGAUUGCCUGUGUUCUCAUUGUCAGCCAGCUGCCAGCACUGACUUCUGCAGGACCACCCUGGCUUUGCGGCUAUGGGGAUGGCCAAGAACUAUUUCCAGAGCUGGGUUUCUCCUGUUCUUUGGCCCUGGGUGCCCCUUGCUUGGAAUAGGGAUUUGCUGAGGAAAAUUAGGCGCCCUGGCUGCCCUUCCUGCCCCCCAACUCCUACACACCCAAAGCAGGGCUGAGAAUCAGAUGGAUGCCAAGAAUACAGGAGGCUUCAGCCUUAGCUGAAGUAAGAGCUUUCCACUUCUAGAGUUGAGAGCCAGUGUUUCAAGUGUUCUGCAGCAUCCUGGGAGGUCUUAUUGUUCUUGGUGGUUCUCCUGGUAGGUGUUUGCCCAAAUUGUUCUGUCUGUAUUUGGUUAGGGAAAGCAUUUCUGAAUGAGACAAAACUUACUUUGCA
Molecule: messenger RNA, 1495 nt
Organism: Galeopterus variegatus (Sunda flying lemur)
Lineage: Eukaryota; Metazoa; Chordata; Mammalia; Dermoptera; Cynocephalidae
Product: mRNA turnover protein 4 homolog
Exons: 7
Coding region: 1-828 (275 amino acids)
Biological process (GO): ribosomal large subunit assembly; ribosomal large subunit biogenesis; rRNA processing
Cellular component (GO): preribosome, large subunit precursor; nucleolus
Molecular function (GO): RNA binding
Source: RefSeq, a predicted model, not a curated record